Messenger RNA from Argentina anserina (silverweed cinquefoil), 1421 nucleotides. Its product is annotated as GDSL esterase/lipase At5g03610-like. The transcript is spliced from 4 exons. Bases 156 to 1253 code for a protein of 365 amino acids. Gene Ontology annotation, molecular function: hydrolase activity, acting on ester bonds. The record is from RefSeq and is a predicted model, not a curated record. Lineage: Eukaryota; Viridiplantae; Streptophyta; Magnoliopsida; Rosales; Rosaceae.
UCUUUGCUUAAUUUCUCAUAUUCUUUGGCCCUAUAUAAGAGCCUUCAGAAUCUCAAUUAUUCUUGCUCGCAUAUCUUUCACUAAAUAAGUAUACACAUCUCCAUCCAUCCCUCCAUCUCUGUCCCAGCGAAACUAACUUCUUUUUCUCUCCGAGCAUGGAGCUGCCUCAGACCCUCUUCCUCCCUCUCGUUCUGUGUCUUCUCUCUCUAUCAACACAGCAAAGUGCGAUACUUGUGUCAGCUGAUCAUCACCACCAUGGCCACCAUCACCACCACCACCAUUCAACACACCGAUACUUGUUCGAUUGGCGUCCAACCAAACUGUUUGUUUUCGGAGACUCGUACUCCGACACAGGCAACAACCCUAAAGCCGUGACCAAAUCUUGGAAAUAUCCUUAUGGAAUCACCUUCCCGGGAAAACCCUCCGGCCGUUUCUCCGAUGGCCGCGUCCUCACGGAUUUCCUUGCUAAGUUUAUAGGGGUCAAGUCGCCAAUACCCUACAAAUUCAGAAAUGUCGGAGUCAAACAUUUGAAAAACGGAAUGAAUUUCGCAUAUGGAGGCACCGGUGUGUUCGAUACUUUGGUUGCUGCACCAAACAUGACCACCCAGAUCGAUUUCUUCCAGCAAUUCAUCAAAGACUCUGUGUUCACUGCCCAAGACUUAAACUCCUCCGUGGCAUUGAUCACAGUUGCAGGCAAUGACUACGGAUAUUACGUGGCCGUGAAUAAUUCUGCUGCGGGUUUUAAACCUUUCAUCACAUCAGUUGUAAAUCAACUAAGUGUGAACUUGAGACGUGUCUAUGACUUGGGGGUGAAGAAAAUAGUUGUGACAGCUCUACAACCUUUGGGUUGUCUUCCUGGUAGCACAGCUGAAUUUUCAUUCCAGAAGUGCAAUGGUACACAAAACUUGCUAUCCAGUUUCCACAACCUGUUAUUGCAGCAAGCUGUUUCCAAGUUGAACAACGAAACAAAGACUUCUUUUAUCGUUCUUGAUCUAUAUUCCUCAUUCAUGUCAGCACUGAACAAUAAGGGAGACCAUCUAGGAAGCAUAAAGUUUGAGAACCCAUUGAAGCCCUGUUGUGUUGCUACGAGCAGUGAAUACGAUUGUGGAAGUGUCGAUGACAGUGGCGCAAAGAAGUACACCAUAUGCGAUGACCCUGAAUCUGCAUUCUUUUGGGACGGUGCUCACCCUACUCAACAGGGCUGGCUUGCUGUGUAUUCAGCUCUACAAGCCACACUUCAAGAAUUGUACUAGCUAGAACUUCCAAUAAAUUUAAGCUAGUCAAUAUAUUAGAGCUACCAAUAAAUAGAUAAUUAAUUAUCUAUCUUAUAUGUAUCUUUGUUUUGGGGUUUUACGUACCACUCUGCAUGCUGUCAUAAGAUGUCAUAUAUAUCAAGUUGCACAAGAAAUAAUUUCCACUAC